AUGGAACAUCAAGAUUUUUAUAACUUGUUUGCGGGAAGCGGUUUGACGGCUACGCAGAGUCCGGCGAGUAUAGUUCAGAACGUUAAUAUGGAGAACAAGUUAGGGACGAUGCAAAAGCCACCGAAGCUUAUGAGUUUGGAUGAAUAUGCGAGUUGGUCAGGCCGUUUCAAAAACUGGGUGCAAGCCAAUCACUUCGAAUGUUGGAUGAAAAUAGAGGCGAAGUAUGUACCACCAGUUAACGGUAUGGGAUUGGAAAAGGGCAUCGGGAGUUUGACGGAAACUGAACAGAUUGACUUCAAGGCUGAAAAGAAGAUGGUGAGCAUUCUGCAACAGGCCAUCAAAGAAGAUAUUCUCGUUUUACUGCAACAUGAAGACAAUUCUCAGUCGAUGUGGCAAGCGUUAAAACUGAAAUUUCAAGGCAGUGUGUCGAUGAUUAAGAGCAAGAAGGCAUUAAUCAAGAAAGAAUUCGACAUUUUUACCGGGAUUAAAGGAGAAACGACAAAGCAAUUAAUCGAAAGAUACUGUCAUCUUGUGGUUGAAAUGAAGCGGUUAGAGAUCACCAAGACGAAUGAAGAAUGGAUUGAUAAACUGUGCGAUGCACUUCCGUAUGAUGAGUGGGGCACUUAUCUAAUGAUGCUGAAGAAUAAUUCUGAUUUUAUGAAUCUCAACCUCAGCUCAUUCAUUGAGAAGAUCGAAGCCCAUGAGCUGGAAUUGCUGAAAAUCAAGAAAAUGAACUCAGCAAGUGUGCAGCAAGAUGUGUCUCUGUAUUACAAAGGCAACCCUCCAGUUUCAACCAUUCAAAGCCCAAAAAUACAGACAAGGUUCAUUGCUGAUAACACCUCAAGUGUUUCUUCAAACACUCCGCAAUCCGGCAAUUCGUCACCAUUCAUGAACUUUGAACCGAAUGUUAAAGCUCAGGAACAACCAUCACCUCAAAGUUGUACUGGAUCAAAUCAUCAGGCGUACGUUUCUGGGGUACAGUGCAAUAUUGCGGUAAACAUAAAGAACGGAAACGAGAUAACUGAAACAGCCGCAAAACAGCACAUAGCACUGCUUGCUUCCGUUCUUGAGGCUUAUGAGGGCUUAGUAGCAGGGAGAAUCGGUAAUCCUGACAUGACGAAGGAGGAUUACGACCAAAUUGAUCCUGAAGAGCUUGAAUUGAUCAACAUCAAGUGGUGUACGGCAAUUUUGCCAGCUGUUCAGAGGCCACAAAUUGAGAAUAAACCGGAAAAAGCGCUGAUCGUGAAUCAAGACGACGAAAAGAUAGCUGCAGGUUUCAGCUGGGAUAAAUAUAUCCCUGGUAGCGAUGGACAGGCAAUGAUGGCUGAAGUAGUUGAAAUUUCUGAGAUGGUGUCUGAACCAGAAACAGUUACUGAAGAUGUUUCUGUGAUUGCUGAAGAGGUUUCUGCUGAAAAUGCGGUCAAUAUUGAAGAAAUAGCUGCUGAAGUGUAUUGCUAUCAGUCAGAGCAGGAGGUAUUGGGAAGCUUAAUGAAAUCUGUAUUGCCUACUAAAAUUUCUGAAUCUUUUGCAGGUUACUUUGAAGAACCAAAGACUGGAUCAUGUCCAAGGUUUGAAGAGAAGAAAGAAGUCGUUGAAGAAUUGAUAGAUGUGUCGAAAGAGCUAACUGGAGAGGCAUUGAAGGACAUAGCUGAUAAAGCUCUCAUGGGGAAGCUACGAGAGGUAGAUUCAGAACUCGUGGAGUCAAAGUCUGUUAGUAGUGAGUCAGUCAAACGAGAGGAAUCUGGAGUUCAGGAGAUCAAAUCUGUCAAAAUAUCUGAGUCUGAGUUAGACAAUGUCGGUAAAACUGUGUGUGUAGAGCAGGUUGUUGAAAAGGUGUUGGAUGAGGAGAGUGAGAAAUCUGAAAAGGCUCAAUCUGAGAAGGUUGUUAGUGAUUCUGAAGAUGAAGGGAAUUUCUUAGAUCAAUAUAUACCGAAAUCGGAGAAGAGUGUGAAUGAUGAUCCAAUCAUGGUGGUAUAUACUAUGGUUGGAACAGACAAACUUAAUUCCGAUUUCGAGUAUCCACUUCAGAAUGUGAAAAUCAAGAAUGUCGAAAAAGUGUUUAAAUUGGUUGAAAUGAACAUUAACAAGGUCAAUAACAAUGAAUUCUUUUCAAAACUUAAAAAGUCUUUUGUUACAUCACGUCCAACAAGUUCGGGAAAGAAAGACGGGGAUGGUAACGUUGUUGAGUUUGAAAAUGAAAUUGAUAAGUUUCUUGAUGAGUUUCCUCCGAUAACCGAUAAAGUAAAAUCAGUUGUGAGAAAAGAGGUUCCUAAUGUUACGUUUGACUUUCCGAAAACAGACAAGAAGUGUGAUGUUGUGUUCGGAAGUGUGUCUGAAGGGCUGCCCAAGUCUAUAUUGUCAAAAUGGAUUAUGGAUAGUGGUGCUUCAAGGCAUAUGACUGGGACGCUAGCUCUUCUCUAUGAUGUCAAAUCCAUCAAUGGAAGCUAUGUUGGAUUUGCCGGGAAUCAAGGUGGAAGGAUCGUUGGUCAAGGAACGCUGUCAAAUGGCGUGAUUUCGUUCGACAAGCACUGUCAUCCUGAAGAUGACGUCGGGCAAGGAGCUUACUUUGACCAAUGUGCUUUAUGUCCUAGAGAUAAGGAAGAAUCUCGUGUCGGAAUGGAUGCUCAACAAGUUUGGAUUUCGUCUAGUGUUUGA
Molecule: messenger RNA, 2655 nt
Organism: Helianthus annuus (common sunflower)
Lineage: Eukaryota; Viridiplantae; Streptophyta; Magnoliopsida; Asterales; Asteraceae
Exons: 6
Coding region: 1-2655 (884 amino acids)
Source: RefSeq, a predicted model, not a curated record